This is a messenger RNA of Amborella trichopoda, 744 nucleotides long. RefSeq lists its product as uncharacterized. Gene Ontology annotation, biological process: maturation of SSU-rRNA; mRNA splicing, via spliceosome. Gene Ontology annotation, molecular function: RNA binding. NCBI's taxonomy places the organism in Eukaryota, Viridiplantae, Streptophyta, Magnoliopsida, Amborellales, Amborellaceae. Gene Ontology annotation, cellular component: U6 snRNP; P-body; nucleolus. The record is from RefSeq and is a predicted model, not a curated record.
AAGACUAAAGAACCGCGAUCUCGGGCGUUCAGAGAGAGAUUAUAACGAGCGAUUCAGAGAGAGACUCUAGGGUUCUGCUCAAACCCUAGUUCAGAGAGAGAUGAGCGGAGGUGGAGGUGGAGGUGGAGGUGGAGGUGGAGGUGGAGGAGCUGGGAACGCUUCGACGAACUCGAGCGGCUCUGCUAAAACCCCAUCUGAUUUCUUGAAAUCAAUUCGCGGUCGUCCUGUGGUUGUCAAACUCAACUCAGGCGUCGAUUACAGAGGUAUUCUGGCAUGCUUGGAUGGAUAUAUGAAUAUAGCCAUGGAGCAGACAGAAGAAUAUGUCAACGGGCAGCUGAAAAAUAAAUAUGGGGAUGCAUUUAUUCGAGGAAAUAAUGUUUUAUACAUCAGCACCUCCAAAAGGACACUUCCGGAAGGGGCGUGAGAGGAUUUCACCGCCACAUCAGCAGGAUCAUUUUGUAUGGAUUAUUUGAAUCAGAUAUGCAUUUGAAUCUUUUGUAUUUAGAUAUUUUUGUCAGGUAAUUUUAUCAAAGCCCUUGAAAUAGAAUUAAUGUAUCUGAUGCACUGCUAUCUUUUUAUUGCCGCCCCAUUGUAUGCAUUUGUGAUUCGGGCUUCAGUGGCAGGUGUUGAAGAAAAUACUUUAUUUGUUUAUCCUUAUAUUUCUCAUUCACCGGUUGAUUACCAGCGGGGCAUGUAUGCUGUUGCAUUUGCUGAUUGGUAAAACUGUUCUCUGUUAAUAUGCAG